Molecule: messenger RNA, 687 nt
Organism: Melospiza georgiana
Lineage: Eukaryota; Metazoa; Chordata; Aves; Passeriformes; Passerellidae
Gene: C7H2orf76
Product: chromosome 7 C2orf76 homolog
Exons: 7
Coding region: 198-578 (126 amino acids)
Source: RefSeq, a predicted model, not a curated record
GGGUGGGCGGGGCGGGACGCGGAAGUGGCGGCGGAGAGCGGGUUCCUCCAUGCUGCUUAGGAGCAAGUGAGUUGAGUACUGUGCCUUUUACUGCACCCCGCAAAUCACCAGCCCAUGUGGAAUAGCACUAAGAAAACCUCCAUCUUUGCUGUUUAGUAUAAAUCGAGUUAUUUCCAGGUGGCUCAGAGCUGGUUCUGAUGUCAGCAGAAGGCUGCACCCUCACGGUCCGCCUGGUGCGCUCCUUCCAGCACCGCAAUUUCCGGCCCCUGGUGUUCCACGGCGUCCCCUUGGAGCAGACGGUGCGGGAGUUCAUGGCCUUCGUGCGCCAGGAUGUGUCUUCAAGAUCAGGACUUCCUCCUCCUUUUAAAAAUUACAAGUAUGAUACAAUGAAGAUUAUUCACCAAGCACACAAAUCUAAGACUGGUGAGCUUGUAGUGAGUUUGGAAGAUGAUGACAAACUGAUUUUGAAGGAAGACAGCACGCUGAAAGCAGCUGGAGUAGAAAAUGAGACGGAAUUAGCAUUCUUCUGUGAGGAAGAUUACAGAAACUACAGAGCUAAUCCUGUUUCGGCCUGGUGAAGAUCCCAAGAGAUUGUUUUGUUUUCCCAUACCUGUUGUAAAUUUUCCUUAUUCUGCUUAAUGAGAUUUUUCUUAAAGAUCAAUAAAUCCUAGAGGAUUUCUUUGCAAA